This is a messenger RNA of Chara braunii, 1806 nucleotides long. NCBI's taxonomy places the organism in Eukaryota, Viridiplantae, Streptophyta, Charophyceae, Charales, Characeae. The record is from the annotation of a GenBank genome assembly.
GGGAGGAGUAAGCCAACAGCAAGUCAGGUGGAGAAGAGGAAGGGAGAAGACACAAGUCUCGGAGCAACGAAGUGCAUGAGGAUAGUGGGAGACAGCAAGAGAUGGCGAAUACACCAGGAGAUGAGGGGACGGGGAGGUCCCCUCCACCAGGUCCGCAAGAGGAAAGGGACUACUGGGAGGAUGAGGAUAGGAUUAGGAGCCUAUUGACCAUGUGCUUUGACGAUGGUGUAUAUCCCAUGAAGAUUGAUCCAGGGGAGAUGGUAAUUGAAGGAAGACAAGCAAGAUUUAAACUUAAUACGUCUCUUGACGAAAUCAAGGUGAAAUGGCUCAAAGAGCGGACGGUGACGGUAAUAUUUAAAGAGGCGGCGAGGUUCUUGGCGAAGAACGUGAAGGAUGACCUGGUGCGGGCCUUCGAGGAUGGUUGGAUCAUUGGAAAUACUAAUCUGCAACAGAACACCCGAAGAGGAAGACUAAAGAUAGAAGGUCCAGGAGUAGCUUCGUAUGUGGCGAAGUCAAGGGAGGUGGCAGACUAUAUCAAAUCGGAGGGGCAAGUGGAAAUAACCCUAGGUACAGACAAGUAUAAAAUUUUGUUUAAACCCUGGAUGACCAGGCCAGAAUUCAGGGAAGAGAGAAGACAAGAGGAGAGUAGAACGUUUUGGGUUAUGGCCAUGCAAGUACCGUUGGAUGAUAUGCCCUUCAUCUAUGCUCAAAUAGAGAAGGCUAUCGGGAAGAUUAUUCUAGCGCAUCCAACAGACGCAGAUCCAUCAAGACCAGCUUUGGUCAAUGCGAGGUUUGACUUGGAACUGGAGGCGCGACCGAAUAUGAAGGAUGUGCUCUGGGUGGAGACCGCGAAAGGGGAUCUUCUGGAGAUCAAGAUGGCCUGCUCAGACACCCUCAAAUGCAGCAAUUGCAGACAGUUCUUCCAUUCGGAGCAGGACUAGGGUAGCAGACAUGAGGCACGACGGGAGGACAGUAAACUAGGUGGAGCGAGUUCCAAGACGCCGGGGAAACAGAGAAGGUUGAGCACAGCCUCACAGGUGCCCCUUACUCCGGAACCUUCUGGAAGCUCAAGACUCUCCAGAAGUGGUUCAGAACGUUCGGUUGCACAGGAGGAAAGCCUAGCCACCCCAGAUCAAAAAUCGACAAGGGAUAAGCAUACCGCCACAACGAAGGACCCGAGCUCAGAGAUGCCGCAAUAUGUCGUGCCACUUGUCUGUACGGCGUUGAGAGACACCCAAUGGGUGGUCACAUGGCAGAAGGAGGCGGAGGCGUGGACAAUCUUCGGGCAUGCAGUCUCGGAUGUCCCGACUGUUGUAGAUAUAAUAAAUCUUAUGAGGAUGCUGUACUUAAACAAGUUCCCGAUGAGAGUUAUUCCAGAUGUCACCAUGCCGAGAAUCCUGACGGGUCCCACAGGAAACAAGCUCAAGUUUUACGUACCGCUGGUGGAUGCGAGACUGACGGAGGGGAUGUUAAAGGAGCUGGAACCACUGGGCCUUCGCUCGGUCCCACUGUCGACCUUUGCGGAAGCAGAAAAGCAAGACUUGGCGCGGUUGACGAUCUCUCCGCUGAUGCUAUCCGCGGAUGCUCUGGUGGAACUCAAGAGCAGGUUGCCGAAAGGGAAGAAAUUGGAUUCAGCUUUUGUGAAGGAUGCUCUGAUGAGCAAUUGGCCAAGUGAUGCGUCGAAUCAAGCCCAUAUCCAAGCACUCCAGGGGACUGGAAGCAGAAAGGGUUCGGGGAUACGACAGGGAGAAGCAAGAGGGCGAGGGUAAAGUCGUGGAUGCACGAAAAUAAAAUUUCAAUAAUAUG